AGAGGAAAUUGAGAGAGAUGGAACUCUGUUUUGUUGCAGUACGUGCAUUCAUGAAAGAGACUUGAAUUUCAUUUUGACAACAUUCAUAAUAGUAGUUCAAUGCAGACUUAUUAUCUGUCCUGCAACAAGAGACAAGGAAGCUUUCAUUAUAUUAAUAUUGACUCUUCUUAAAAGAGAAAAAGCAGGGAAAGGCCAGAUUUGCACAGCAGGCAAAGACCGUGUAAGAAGAGCACACAAACUCUCCAAACGUGUCUAGUACCUUCUCUGAACAAAAGCAAAGCCUCGAGAGGAUCACAGCAGGCUCUCAAACAAGAAGCACUACUCCUCCUCCACUCUGCAGGUAACCAAGAUUUUUGUGGGCCUUGUGAACAGAAUAUUGGCUGGUAUAUGACAUUCAGAAGAGGGAAUUGAAAGGGAUGGUAGGAAACAUCUAAAGAACUGAUAUGGCUAGCUAGCUGCAUUUGCAAAGUAACUGUCAUUGAAAGAGUUCAAACCAGACAAGAUUUCAUUGAAAGAGUGAAGUUUUCCCAUCUCAAGUCUUACCCAUCUGAUUCUCUUGGUUAAAAUCCUUGUCUGAGACUGAAAGAGAGAGAGCUUCUAGUUCUAUAGUCCCAACAUCCAUGGCAUCCAACAAGCAAGAUAAGAACUCUCCAAUCCGAUUCUUUAAGAUCAUCACCACAACAAGUAUUGAAGGUGGAAAUCUUAAACUUCCAAAUGCUUUCACUAGGAAAUACAAUGGUGAAAUGUCAAAUCCAGUAUUUCUCAAGCCUCUUGAUAAUAUUAGCUGGAAGAUAAACUGGAGUAAACAAGAUUCAGAUAUUUGGUUACAAAAUGUUUGGGAGGAAUUUGUGAAACUUUACUCCCUUGAUCAAGGGCACAUGGUUUGGCACUUGGUUUUAUUUGAAUUCAAGGGUCCUUCUAAGUUUGAGGUGCGUAUAUUUGACAAGAACACCCUUGAAAUAAAAUACCAUCCACUCAGUAACAAGCAAAUUCCGAACUCAGCAACCCAUUUCUUUAGGAUCAUCACACCACCAUGUCUUGAAGCUGGAGAGCUUAUUCUUCCAAAUGGUUUCAUGAAGAAAUACAGUGGUGGCAUGUCAAACCCAGUAUUUCUCAAGGCCCCUGAUAACAUUAGUUGGGAGGUACACUGGAGCAAACAUGAUUCAUAUUUUUGGUUCCAAAAGGGUUGGAAAGAGUUUGUGAAAUAUUACUCCCUUGAUCAUGGGCAUUUGGUAUUGUUUGAAUUCAAGGAUGCUUCUGAUUUUGGGGUACACAUAUUUGAUAAGAGCACCCUUGAAAUAGAAUAUCCUUCAAAUGAGAAUCAAGGUGAAGAGCACAACCCUGAUCAGAUUGGUGAUGAGAUACUGCCGCCCAAGAAGACUAAACCAAAACCACCAAUGUCACUUUCUCAACCACGCCAGAAAUUGAGAACCGGUAAAAGCAAAGGUGUUGGAAAAAGCCCUGAAUUGAGAAAGUGUAAAAAAGUCCAAGUUGAAGGAAGAAGCACUGAAUGCCUUGAAGGAGAGCAGUUAACUUCUACAAUCAAUGAUGCUUUGAAUAAAUCUAAAGGUGCCACCUUCAUGGUUAAGCUGCAACGUUACAGUAUUGAAAGACAUUCCUUGAGUAUCCCAUCACAAUUUGCUAGACAAUAUUUAAAGAAGAAAAGGGAUAUCCGCCUUGAGAGGUUGGAUGGGAGAACUUGGAAGGUUCAUUAUAAUCUCUUCAAAUUUAGUAGUGGGUGGAAGAAAUUUGCAAGAGAUAACAAUUUGAAAGUGGGGAAUAUUUGUGUUUUUGAGCUGACCAAAAGGGAACCCCUUUCAUUGAAAGUAUUGAUCUUCCCAGUUGCACAAGGUGGGGAGCCAAGUACUGCACAGAGGGAAGCUUGGAAAUACACCCCAAAGAAUCCCUCUUUCACUGUCAGUUUAAAGCCGGUCAUUAAACUUGGCUACAGACCGCCUGUACCCGUUUCCUUCAUCAGAGAGUACUUGAAUGAGAAGAAACAAACCAUAAAUUUAAGGAUUGAAGAAAAUUUGUGGCCUGUGGAGUUUAUAUAUUAUCCAGAAUAUGGUUCAGGCAAGUUGUCUAAAGGUUGGAUACAAUUUGCAAGAGAAAGUAAACUUGUAGGUGGAGAUGUUUGUGUGUUUGAACUCAUCAACAAGGAGGAGGAAAAUCCAGAGCUUGAAGUUCAUAUCUUGAAACGUCACUGAUAUAUGGAGCUCUUGGUCACUGAUGUUUGUGUGUCCCAAAUACUAAGUUAGUCCUGUAUGAAAAAGUGCAUCCUGCUUUGUAGAAUGAAACUUUCCAUUCUACCUCUUGUUUAUUUUCUAAUCUGAAGUGUUUAAAUCCCCCUUCCCUGACUCUAAGAUGCAAUUCCAAAAUAUCAUCUCAUUAGUACAGUAAAAUUACCUGGUCAUGCCAGUUUUUAUUUAUAAAAUCUCUAGUGCCUAGCGGUUAUGGUAAAAGAAUAACCUG
Messenger RNA from Lotus japonicus, 2472 nucleotides. Its product is annotated as B3 domain-containing transcription factor VRN1-like. Bases 621 to 2207 code for a protein of 528 amino acids. The transcript is spliced from 9 exons. Gene Ontology annotation, molecular function: DNA binding. NCBI's taxonomy places the organism in Eukaryota, Viridiplantae, Streptophyta, Magnoliopsida, Fabales, Fabaceae. The record is from RefSeq and is a predicted model, not a curated record.